AUGGCUGACAUUUCCGGACAAGUGCGGAACAACAACCCGCCGGCUGGUUGGCUCAUGCCAUCGCUUAGCGUGGGCCAGCCGGGCGAGUCACCAACUUGCAAGCCCCAAACCACAAAUCACAAACCACAAAUCCAAACCCAACCACCAAAGCGCCUCUCCACACCCAACCCGGAUUCUGCCUUUUCCAGAACCUCCCACCCUCACCCCUCGAAUUGUUGCGAUAAGAAAAGAAAGGGAAGCCUUCCCCGGAAGGCCAUCCUCCGACAAAAGCCAGGCGUCAUGACGGACGUCCGGUCAAAGAAUCUGUACGAGCUUCUUGGGAAUGAUCCCGAGCUGGACUCUGAUAGAGAACCCGAGCCUCCCACCAAGACAAUAGACAAGCCAGCUGCGCGCCAUGGCAAGCGUGAUGCCCCUAGAGAAGCACCUUCAGCUCCCCCUACCGCGCCCCGAGGUGGUGCCCGCGGUGGUCGUGGUGGACGCGGAAACGGCAAUGAGGAUGCCUUCCGUGACCGCAACGCCGGCAGCUACAACAACCGCAACCGUCCCGUUGACGAGGUGAAGGAAGCCGGACGUCGCGGUUACCGAGGACGCGACGACCGUGGUGCUCGCACUCGCACUGACCGUCACCCCGUUCGUACCGGUCACACUGACUCCGACAAGCAAAUUGGUCAAGGCUGGGGCGGUAAGAAGGGCGAUGCCGAAUGGAACGACGAAAAGGCUGGUGAAGCCAUCGCCAAGGCCGACGAGAACGAGCCGCAGACCCCUCUCGAAGGAGGCGAGGCUGCUGCUGCCCCCGAGGAGCCAGUUGACAAGUCCAAGUCCUACGCCGAUUAUCUCGCUGAGCAGGCAGCUGCUAAGCGUGGCGACCUCGGUGUGAAGGAAGCCCGUGCCCCCAACGAAGGAACCAAGGACAAGAAGUGGGAAUCCGCCAAGGAAUUCAAACGCGACGGUGACGAAGAGAACUAUAUCAAGCCUCAGGAGGAGAAGGGCAAGCGCGAGAGACAGCGCAAGGAAAAGAACUUCCUCGAAGUCGACAUGCGCUUCGUUGAGCAACCCCGUGGCCGCGGCAACGGUCCCCGAGGAGCUGCCCGUGGAGGACGUGGCGGUCGUGGUGGACGCGGUGAUGGCCCUGCUCGUGGUGGUCGCGGCGGUGCCGCUGCUGCUGCUCCUGCCGUCAAGGUUGAUGAGAAGAACUUCCCCAGCUUGGGUGGUAAAUAA
This is a messenger RNA of Talaromyces atroroseus, 1218 nucleotides long. RefSeq lists its product as hypothetical. The record is from RefSeq and is a predicted model, not a curated record. NCBI's taxonomy places the organism in Eukaryota, Fungi, Ascomycota, Eurotiomycetes, Eurotiales, Trichocomaceae. The coding region runs from base 1 to 1218 and encodes 405 amino acids. The transcript has 6 exons. Gene Ontology annotation, cellular component: cytoplasm; nucleus. Gene Ontology annotation, molecular function: RNA binding.